CUUGUUUUCCCCACCCCCUACCAACCAGCGACACCCCAUGCCAUGAAUAUAUAUAUACAUAUAUAUAUAUAUAUCGAAAGAAACAGAAAGAAAGAGAGAAAGAGAGCAUAUGGUUAAAGGGACAUAAGUUAUUGACCAAAGUAGAAAGCAGCAUAUAAUGUCAGCCCACCUCUCCUUCUCAUCUUUUAUUGCUCGUUUCUGUGUUUUUGUGAAACAUAUCUCAAUGGCAUGCCAAUCGCUCUAUCCAACAUUUUAGGGUUUUCUGCACACACACACACACACACACAUAUAUAUAUAUAUAAGGUUGAGUAUUUGAGAGAGAGAAGGAAAAGGAAUUGAUAUGGGGAGAGGUAGGGUUCAGUUGAAGCGGAUCGAGAACAAGAUCAGCAGGCAGGUGACCUUCUCCAAGAGAAGGUCAGGUCUGCAGAAAAAGGCUCAUGAGAUCUCUGUGCUCUGUGAUGCUGAGGUUGCUUUGAUUGUUUUCUCUACCAAAGGAAAACUCUUCGACUACUCCACUGAUUCCAGAAUGGAAAGAAUUGUUGAAAGAUAUGAACGAUACACUUACUCCCACCAAAAAGUAAGCACGGAUUCUGAACAGGAAAAUUGGUGCCUCGAGUAUCCAAAACUGGUGGCUCGUGUUGAACUUCUACAAAGAAAUAUGAGGAACUAUGCGGGACAGGAUUUGGAUUCCCUGAGCUCCAGAGAGCUGCACAGUUUGGAGCAACAACUUGAAAGUGCUCUGAAGAGAAUCCGAACAAGAAAGAACCAACUGAUGAACGAGUCCAUAUCUCAGCUUCAAAGAAAGGAGAAAUCACUGCAGGACCAAAACAACUUGUUAGCAAAGCAGCUCAAGGAAAAGGAGAAGCAGCAAACCUUAGAGGAGCAGACACAGCAGGAACAAGAGGGUUUACCUCAAACUCAAUCCACCUUCAGACUUCCUCAGUCUCCCCCAGAAUUACAUAGGAUUCCUUCCUUGGCUAUUGGUGCUGGUUCCCAGCACCGAACUGGAGAUGAAGAAACCGGCAGUCCAAGUCGGCCAACCAGUUCCAACACCCUCAUUCCACCAUGGCUCCUCAGCCAUGUGAAACCGUGAUGGCAAAUUCAGACAUAUUCCCAAGUUGUACUUUUUCAUGUGGUCAGUUUUUCUAUGUAAAAUCUGUCGAAUUAGAUUCUACUUGUCACCAUGUACUAUAAAUAAGGAAGCGAGCAAUAGAUUUCCUCUUUUUUCUCAGUA
Messenger RNA from Sesamum indicum (sesame), 1234 nucleotides. RefSeq names its product agamous-like MADS-box protein FUL-L. Lineage: Eukaryota; Viridiplantae; Streptophyta; Magnoliopsida; Lamiales; Pedaliaceae. Gene Ontology annotation, biological process: positive regulation of transcription by RNA polymerase II. Gene Ontology annotation, molecular function: DNA-binding transcription factor activity; protein dimerization activity; RNA polymerase II transcription regulatory region sequence-specific DNA binding. Gene Ontology annotation, cellular component: nucleus. The record is from RefSeq and is a predicted model, not a curated record.